AUGCUGUCUCGAGAUUCAACGCCAUUACGUAACAACAACAUUACUACUACUACAAGUAUUUUAAUUGUAGUCAGCCACAACAGAAGCAACAGUAGCAGCGGCGGCAGCUACAACAUUGUCAGUGACGUCAUGAGUGACGUAUGUCAAAUGGCUGACUUCCUAAACGUUUAUCCCCCGCCGAUUAUCGCCACCGUCUCAAUCAUCCUCCAAAUUUCAUCCUUCAUAGUUGUCUCAAGUCGAAUGCUGGCACACCCAUCCAAACUCUACCUCCGCUGCCUAAUCGUGUUGAGUUUUUUAAACACCCUAUCCGGUGGCUCACUUGAUUGGCUGACGAGAAUGGAUUUUGGGCGGGGCCUGAGACAUCCGGCGGCCAGUAGCGAUGUGCUGUGCAGACUGUGGAUGUUCGUCUUCAACGUCGUGAACGGGGCAGUUGGGUGGCUGUUGGUCUGCUUGCUGAUCGACAGGAUGGCCGUCAUGAAGGAAAAAUGUAGGCGGAGUCAGAAGGAGAUGAUGAGGAUGAUGAAGAUGGUGAUGUCCAGGAAGAAGACGAAGAUGAUUAGGAGGAGGAAAAAAAAGAAGAUGAUGAGGAUGAUGAUGAAUGGCGGCUGUGGUAGUGGUGGCGGUGGCGGUGGCGGUGGCGUGUGGGAUGGUGGUGUGGUUGCUGGUUCAGGGAAUGGAGAUCAUGGCGGGAAGUCGUUGCAGAACUCGCUGUUGCAGCAACAGCAGCUACCACAAGAACAACAGCAGCAGCGUCUACAACCGCAGCAGCAGCAAUUGCAGCAACCACAGCAGCCACAAGAACAACUGCGCAAUGGCUUGGAGUUGGACAACGAAAUAUUUACUAGCAAGGUUAAGCUGACAUUGGUCUUCGUCGGGUCCAUCAUUUUCAGCUUGCACUCAUUGUGGGUGUUUGAGCUCUUAAACGCCCACGGAACCAACCCCCAAUGCAAUAUCAACAGUCAGCGGGGUGACCUUGAAGCCCUCAUUUGGCCCUGGCUCUCCACCACCCUCUUCUACUACCUACCCAGCUCCAUACUAUUGACGCUGCUAUUUAUAGUUGCUAAAAGUUCCCUGAGGGCUAAAAAUAACUGCACCGGAAGUCAUGGUGGUGGUGGUGGUGGUGAUAAUGAUGAAACUAGAAAUUUCCUAAGAGCUAAAAAUAGCUCUUCCCGAAGUUGUAAUUAUGAUGAUGAAAGUGGUGGUAGUGGUGGUGGUAAUGCUGAUGGUCAACAUUUUCUAAGAGCUAAAAAUAGCUGCACCGGAAGUAGUAACAAUGGCGGAAAUAGUAGUGAUUAUAGUGUGAAUACUGAAAAUUUCCCAAAGACAAAAAAUAGGAAUCAUGGUGUCGACGACGAAGCCAGUGAAGAUAAUGUUGGAAAUUCCCAGAAAGCUAAAAAUAACUGCUCCAGAAGUCAUAGUAAUGAUGGCGAAGUCGGUAAUGAUUAUGAUGCAGCGUAUGACCAUUUGGAUUGUACGGCCAUCUUGUUAUCGGCAUUAUACGCUCUGGCUGUUUUGCCCUCUGUGACUCUGCACCUCUCCCUUCUCUGUGUCGAUCCAUCAUUCAUCCAGCGCGAUUUUCCCGCCAAUUUGAUCACUCUACUCAGCGUCAUCUUCCAGUGCAUCUCCAACCUCUUUCACUACACAAUCAUACCCCUCUCGGUCACGUGCUUCUACAUUGCUGACGUCAUCAGGGCUAAAAAUAGAUCAACCAAUGGCGUAAAGACAGCUAAAAAUAGUUUACCCCAGGUCAACAAUAACUCUGAUUCUAAAAAUAUAUAG
Helobdella robusta is the source of this 1779-nucleotide messenger RNA. RefSeq lists its product as hypothetical. NCBI's taxonomy places the organism in Eukaryota, Metazoa, Annelida, Clitellata, Rhynchobdellida, Glossiphoniidae. The coding region runs from base 1 to 1779 and encodes 592 amino acids. The record is from RefSeq and is a predicted model, not a curated record. The transcript is spliced from 5 exons.